AUGGCCGUCAAUUUGAGUAAGAAUGGAAUUGAGCUCAUGGCAGCCUAUAAAGACGUUUUGGAUGGAAAGUCAGAUACAAACUGGGCUCUGUUUACUUAUGCGGGAAAUAGUAACGAUAUCCGUGUAGCAGAAACAGGAUAUGGAGGUCUGGAAGAGAUGUCAGAAGAAUUCAACAGUGGUAAAGUCAUGUAUGCCUUCUGUAGAGUUCAAGAUCCAAACUCUGGUCUGCCAAAAUAUGUUCUCAUAAACUGGACAGGUGAAGGAGUGAACAGCUCAAGAAAAGGCAUUUGUGCUAACCACAUCUCCUCCAUGGCAAACUUCCUCAAGGGAGCUCAUGUGACGAUCAAUGCUCGAGAUGAAGACGACGUGGAGCCCAAAGUUAUCCUGGACAAAGUGGCGAAAGCAUCUGGUGCCAGCUUCAACUUCCGGAAUCAGAAACAAGCAGAAUAUGUGGAUGUACCCCGCGGGCCAGUGGGUUCAGUUUAUCGCAAAGUCAAUGCAGUUGAGGAAAUACAACAAAUCAAUAAAGACGACUUCUGGGACAAAGCGCAGAAAGAUGAGGAAAUCCGGAAGCGUGAAGAAAUCAAACGAGCAGGUCAUGAGCAACAGCAGCGAGAGAGAGAGAGGAGGGAGAUGGAGGAAAGCCAGUCCAAGCAGAGAGAGCAGAAGGCCAAGGAGAGAGCCCAGCAAAUCGAACAAGAGAAGAUGCAGCAGAAGCAGAGGGAGCAGGAAGAGAGAGAGCAAGAACAACAGCGCUGGAAUCUUGAUACAAGGGAAGAGAAGAGGACUGGGAUGAAUCAUGCUGCUUCUGUACAGAAAGCAAAUGAAGCAAAAUCCUUAAUUUCUCAAAGAUCCUUCAACCCGAGAGACAUCUUUAAACAGAAAGAGCAGAGCUUUGAUGCCAACAGCUCAAGCAGCCCAGGUGUUUCCAGAACUGGUAAACUGCAGAGUCCCUUCUUUAAUCAGAAGAACACUGAGGCAAAGGAUACCGACCCGCAGCCACGAUCACCCUCAACACAGCGGGACUACUCUCCUGCCCAGAACAUCUCUCCAUUGCCCCAUGAUACCAUCGGCUCACCGGAUCAGCCUGCAGAUGCUGCUUAUAAUGAAGAAGGAGAGUGGUCAGACGAGUUUGAUGACGAUGUGGAUGAAGCUACUCCUGAUCAUCAAAACUUGUAUGAGGACCCGCAGCCUGGAACAGAGGAUGACAUAUAUGAAAAUGUACCAUACACGUCACAGGCUACAGAGAACCACGUAGCUGGAAGCGGAGAAGGCAUUACUGCCAAAGCUCUUUAUGAUUAUCAAGCGACGGAUGAGACGGAGAUCACUUUUGACCCAAAUGACAUCAUAACAGGGAUUGAAAUGAUCGAUGAAGGCUGGUGGAGAGGAUUCGGACCUAAUGGAGACUAUGGGAUGUUCCCCGCUAACUAUGUUGAUCUUAUUUAA
This is a messenger RNA of Knipowitschia caucasica, 1446 nucleotides long. The record is from the annotation of a GenBank genome assembly. Lineage: Eukaryota; Metazoa; Chordata; Actinopteri; Gobiiformes; Gobiidae.